AUGUAUUGCGUCGGUGAAACAUCUGUAGGACUUCCAGUAUGUGAUCACAAGAAUUACGAGAAAUACAAAAAUGCUGCCAGAGACUAUUUAGAACUACAGGCAGCUAAAGCUGCCAAUCCAUUAGUUCUCGUUCCAGCCCUAUACAAAUGGACUUGGAUAUACAGAAAGAGCAUGGAAGUCAUUUCAAUUUUACAAGAAUUUUCUAGCAGCGUCCUCGCUGAGAAAAAGCAACGUAUAGAAGAAGACAAACAAUAUUUUAAAAAAGAAAAGUCGUUAGGUUUAUUGGAUCUACUAUUGAAAGCUAGAGAAGAUGGUGCAGAUAUCGAUGACACUGGAAUUAGAGAAGAAGGUCAUGAUACUACAGCUACUUCAUUAUCUUUUAUCUUGUUUGCGUUAGGAAAUGAGCCCGAUAUACAGGAACAAAUUUAUGAAGAAACUGUUAAUAUUCUCGGAGAUUCAGAAACACCAACUUUUAAUCAAUUAAGAGAGCUAAAAUAUUUGGAAAGAUGUAUCAAAGAAGCCUUACGACUAUAUCCGAUUGCUCAUGCCAUAUCCAGAAAAGCUGGCGAAGAUAUUAAAACGAAAAACGGAUGUGUCAUUCCUAAAGGAUGUAACAUUUUUAUAGACAUAUUUGAUGUACACCGGCGACCAGAAAUAUGGGAGAACCCAGAAAAAUUCGAUCCUGAUAGAUUUCUGCCGGAGGUCACAGCUAAACGAAGUCCUUUUGCUUAUAUUCCGUUUAGUGCAGGAAGUAGAAAUUGUAUAGUUUAA
Molecule: messenger RNA, 771 nt
Organism: Diabrotica balteata
Lineage: Eukaryota; Metazoa; Arthropoda; Insecta; Coleoptera; Chrysomelidae
Source: the annotation of a GenBank genome assembly